CAGGUAUUCGAAGACACUGCGCGUCUCUUCUUCCCUCUCUGCCCCUCUCACCGGUCACUUUGGCACUCUGGUGAACUGAGACGACAAAUCGAAGCUGCGUUACUCGCCAACGUACUUUGCUUUCGCGCGGCCGGAUGAUUACCAAUUGCGCCAAUUGCCAUUCGCUGACACGCCAAUCCACCCUGAUCCGCCUUGAUCGAAUGAUCGAGGGAAGCUGCUGCUAUAAAUACGUGAAACUCGUAGCGUAAAGGUGGUUUAACAAACGGACACAUUCCCGCGCCCGUCGUUAUUUAUAAACGCCCGUUUCGCGGGGCGCCUCUCUUUUUCGCUGGAGGACUUUAAUGUCUGACUUUAGCCGGCCGCUCGGAAAGGAAAUAGAAGAGCCAAGACGUGACAUCGGUAAUGCGUUUAGCCGGCUGGCUGCCAAUCAUCGGCGGCGGCAUCGUGGAAUAUUGAGCGAGCGGCGAGGGCGGCUUUUCCUUCGGCAGCGAAGGAAGAAAAUUGUUUAUCAGUACGGUGGCAGUACGAUGGUGGGCGAAUUAAAAUUCAACGCCCCACCCGCGACUUCGGCCGCUGCCGGGGCUGAACGAAGGCGGCCGCGUAUAAAAAGCCACAUGCGGACAAUGCACACCGUACACUUCACCGUUGGUUCCAGCAGGCAUAGAGAUGAAUUUAACCCUCACGUUGGCUUGCACGAUCGCGGUCAUGUCGCUGUUCUGUGGAAGAUGUAAAGCAGCCCCGGGAGGGUUAAUCACCAGCGUCCGCCGCAACCUGGAGAACCAUCCACAUGUUCACGGGUAUGCAGUGGAGGGUCUCAUGAGGGACCUCGUGGAAGACCUCAUCGGCGAGGACGAGGAGGAUCUGCGGCUGAGCAAGCGCCAGCACCUGGGCGAUUACGAUCACAUGAGAUUCGGCAAGCGUACCAACGACGACGACGAGUACGGGCGCUCGCGAUUCAGCAGAAACACCGAGUGAAACACCGCCGCCGGAUCCUCCUAGAUCGUAGACGUGAUCGCGCCACUUGCGUUUCGCUCGCGCUGGCGUAUUCACCGUGCGUGCGCGUUCGUGCGAGAUGUAGAUAGAAUAUAUUUUACAUUGCAGCCACUACGACUACACUGUGUCUUGUUAUUCCUCACCUCCUCCAGUUCUGUUCGCGCGUUUUUGACCCCGCCGCAAAAUGAUCCGCAGCUUCGAAACAAUGUUCUGUUCAUCCUCGACUAUAUUUUCUCUCAUUUCCACGAAUAAAGAGAAAAGAAAAAUUGCACUUGCGUGUUCACAUGCGCUUUCUCAUUGACUCCAGUUUCUCCGAGACGCUUC
Dinoponera quadriceps is the source of this 1317-nucleotide messenger RNA. RefSeq lists its product as uncharacterized. NCBI's taxonomy places the organism in Eukaryota, Metazoa, Arthropoda, Insecta, Hymenoptera, Formicidae. The transcript is spliced from 3 exons. The coding region runs from base 667 to 975 and encodes 102 amino acids. The record is from RefSeq and is a predicted model, not a curated record.